UUUCCUGCGGAGUGGAAAGGAUUAACUUGGCGAGAUAAAGGCAACGAGGGAGGAAAUCUUACAAUAAUUCAAUUUUGACCAAAUUCUGUUGGGGGAUUCGUGGGAUAUCAUUGGACGUGCGAUGGACUCCAACGCGGGGGAAUAUGGCAUGGCUCGUCUUGGAUUGUUUUUGGUUUUGAUGGGGCUGUGGAGAUUUAGUGAUGCUUGCCCUGCAUCCUGUACUUGCAGCAUCUCAAGGAUUGCUUGUAUUGAUUCUGUACCAGGGAUCGAGGAUUUCCCAGUCCUCACGUUAGAUGACAUGGAAAACAUCACCGAGAUAUUCAUUGCAAAUCAAAACAGAUUAUUUGACAUCAAUGACAACAGCUUGAAGUACUACAUAAAUCUCAGAAAUCUAACGGUGACAAAGACCAGAUUGACGUCUAUAUCAUCAGAUGCCUUUUUCAACAAUACAAGACUUCAAUAUGUAAAUUUCAAAGACAACAAUCUAUCAACACUGUCAUGGAGAACAUUUCAAAACUUAAACACGACAUACUCGCUCCUCCUCACCGGGAACCCUCUGGACUGUGUGUGUGAGAACAUGUGGAUCAAACUGAGGCUACAAGACGAAAUUGAGAGUCAAGAGCUGAAAUGCAUAGAUGACCGAGGAGUGAGGAAGGCCUUCACGAAACUCACUCCGCCAGACUGUGAGGUUCCCCAAGUGGAGGUCACCCCCACAAUUGUGACCAAGAUGGAGGGGAGUGAUGUCAAAGCAGUGUGCAGUGCCUCAGGCUCCCCUCCCCCUGAGAUCCUGUGGAACUUUGAUAUGCUCUCUACCAGCUACGAGAUAGAUGCUUUGGAUCUGGAGAGCAGCCUCACCUUGUCGGGCCUAUCACCUGAUGAUAAUGGCAGAGUGAUCAUCUGCAGUGCCGAGAACAUGGUCGGUCAGACCGAGGCUACCCUUCAGCUCAACAUUCUCUUUGCCCCCACCAUCCAGCAGCUGCUGGGGCCUGAGAGGGACCACCACUGGUGCAUCCCCUUCAGCGUGACGGGGAACCCCAAGCCCCAGCUGCAGUGGUACCACGAGGACAUGCCGCUCCAGGAGCAGGACUUCAUCCGCACCCGAAUCCACCUGUCCACCAAGAGCGAGUACCACGGCUGCCUGCAGCUGGUCAACCCCACGCACAUCCAUAACGGCGAGUACACACUGCUGGCAAAGAACGAGUACGGCCAGGACGAGAAGAAGGUCUCCGCCCAGUUCAUCAACCCACCUAAUAUUGGACACCCAGAUGAGCCCUUCUACUAUUACCCAACUGACCCCCCUCUCCCCCCGCUGGACGACAGCGUUGCAGUGUAUGUAGUGGUGGGCAUCGCAGGUGUGGCUUUGACUGGGUGCGUUCUGAUGGUCAUCAUUCUAAAAUACGGAAGAAACUCCAAGUUUGGCAUUAAAGGCUCCUCCUCGGUCAUCAGUAAUGACGAUGACUCUGCCAGCCCUCUUCAUCACGUCUCCAAUGGCAACAACACCCCGUCGUCCUCGGAGAUGGGUCCAGACGCAGUGAUCAUUGGGAUGACAAAGAUUCCUGUCAUUGAGAACCCACAGUACUUCCGUAACUCUGGCAGCAUGCUGAAAUCUGACACGUUUGUCCAGCAUAUCAAAAGACACAACAUAGUACUGAAGCGGGAGCUGGGUGAAGGCGCCUUUGGGAAGGUCUUCCUCGCUGAGUGCUACAACUUGACACCAGACCAGGAGAAGCUGCUUGUGGCUGUCAAGACUCUGAAAGAAGCCAGCGAGAGCGGCAGAGCAGACUUCUACAGAGAGGCAGAGCUCCUCACCAAUCUGCAGCACGAGCACAUCGUCACCUUCUACGGCGUUUGUGUAGAGAGCGACCCCCUGAUCAUGGUGUUUGAAUACAUGAAGCACGGUGACCUGAACAAGUUCCUCAGGGCCCACGGUCCUGAUGCGGUGCUCAUGGCGGACGGUCAGCACAGUAUCCUGGUGGAGCUCACCCAGUCCCAGAUGCUGCACAUUGCCCAACAGAUUGCUGCUGGCAUGGUCUACCUGGCCUCUCAGCACUUUGUCCACAGAGACUUGGCUACCAGGAACUGCUUGGUAGGGGAAAACCUGCUGGUCAAGAUAGGAGACUUUGGCAUGUCCAGAGACGUUUACAGCACAGACUACUACAGAGUGGGUGGUCAUACGAUGCUGCCAAUCCGCUGGAUGCCCCCAGAGAGCAUCAUGUACCGGCGGUUCACCACUGAGAGUGAUGUGUGGAGCCUUGGUGUGGUGCUGUGGGAGAUCUUCACCUACGGCAAGCAGCCCUGGUACCAGCUCUCCAACAAUGAGGUAAUUGAGUGCAUCACCCAGGGGCGUGUGCUGCAGCGGCCCCGCACCUGUCCCAAGGAGGUGUACGACCUGAUGCUGGGCUGCUGGCAAAGAGAACCCUACAUGAGGCUUAAUAUCAAGGAGAUUCACAGUCUGCUCCAGAGCCUUGCCAAGGCCUCACCUGUCUACCUUGACAUACUGGGCUGAUUAACUGGUGUGUGUAUGUGAGCAUGCAUAUGUGCGAGUUGGGGCUGUGGAUGUGGAGAUGGUACAUUUGUAUGCAUCUCUGCACAUGCAUGAGACGGAGGGAGUAAGGAAAACGGAGUAUGUGUGUGAAUGCGUGAGUGUGUGUGUGUGUGUGUGUGUGUGUGCCUGCGUCUAUGUACAGUAAAUGGCUGUAAAUGUUAUUGUAAAUGCUAUUGUCUGUGUCUUCAUUGCAUUGACAAAAGCCUUAAAUUUUGAGUCUUUUUUUUUUCUUUUUACUUUCCUCUCCUGAUCCAUUUACUGAGGCAUGUUUCACAUCUUGAAACCAAAUGCGUACUGAAGCUGUCCAAACCAUCAACAAACCAUCCUACACUCUUAAAAAUAAUGCUCAAAUGCGUUCAAGACGUCAAACAAAUUAAAGUAACCUUGAUUAAUGGGUUAUUUUGUCAGUUGGCCUGGCUUUGUGAAAAAAGGUCACAAUCUACAUUCACUGCAUUAAAUUAUCAUGGUCUUGUAUAGUUGUACACAUCUUUAUUGGGGAUGAAAAAAGGGAAAAUUGUGUGUCUCGCGAUCACCGAUGAUGUAAGGACACAACUGUACAGAUUCAGCUUUUCUCCUCUCAUUCACAAAGACAUGUCAUGCAGAGCUGCGUAAUCUGUUGACACAUGGGAGAUAAACCUCAGUUAUCAAGUUAUAUCAAAAGCUAUUGCUUUUACACAUGCCAGACUACUAUAAUAAUAUUGUAGGGAACUGUAAUAGGUAACAGGGGCUUUUGACUUUGUUAUAGAUUGAAAUCUCUUAGUUUUGGUACAAGCCAUUCAUUAGCACAAUUCUGUCAAACCUUCUAUGUGUUCAAAUAGAUAUGCGCAUAUCAUAUACAUCAUAUUCAUAUUCACAUCAUAUACCC
Molecule: messenger RNA, 3410 nt
Organism: Myripristis murdjan (pinecone soldierfish)
Lineage: Eukaryota; Metazoa; Chordata; Actinopteri; Holocentriformes; Holocentridae
Gene: ntrk2b
Product: neurotrophic tyrosine kinase, receptor, type 2b
Exons: 18
Coding region: 122-2506 (794 amino acids)
Biological process (GO): positive regulation of kinase activity; positive regulation of neuron projection development; cell surface receptor protein tyrosine kinase signaling pathway
Cellular component (GO): axon; signaling receptor complex; plasma membrane
Molecular function (GO): ATP binding; brain-derived neurotrophic factor binding; brain-derived neurotrophic factor receptor activity
Source: RefSeq, a predicted model, not a curated record